Molecule: messenger RNA, 3171 nt
Organism: Podospora pseudopauciseta
Lineage: Eukaryota; Fungi; Ascomycota; Sordariomycetes; Sordariales; Podosporaceae
Gene: FNT1
Product: NB-ARC domain and tetratricopeptide repeat-containing NOD-like receptor
Exons: 6
Coding region: 394-3021 (875 amino acids)
Molecular function (GO): protein binding
Source: RefSeq, a predicted model, not a curated record
GCCUCAACUAGCCACCUGGGAAACUCUCCCUCGUAGAACACCAGAAUUGACACCUUUUUUGGGCCCCAUAUUGUCUUUGACAAGCUGAGUCGCCUUUGAUCUAGUAUCCCUCAGAGGUCCUGAUCGAGGGUUCGUCACAUUAUGUGAUGGGCGGUUUCCAUGGCUCAGCCGCGCUCCGCCCUCAGUCGCCCGUAGCGCCCGUAAUGCCUCUUCCCACGUGAUCUCUCCAGCCAGCUUACGCGCCAGGUUCGUGCAGUUAUCGUUCUUACUAGCAUUAUGUUCGUUUCCAAAAGCAUUACUUCGUCUCUGCAGUGAUCUUCAUCCAGCGGCCAGCGCGUCUCAGUUAUAAAAUUAUUUCACAUCACGUCCGAGAGAAUUCCGUCAACUAACGCAAUGGCGCGGGCGGGGCAACAUGUGGAGCAGUGUUUUGGGAAUGCGGAAGCUUCCCACGGCGGCUUGCUGUUCCAGGGUCACGUUAACGGAUCUUUCCACAUCCAUCACGAAACACAGGCGAAACAGCACGCUGCGCAGCGGAUUAUCCCGUUCCCGCGCAAUGAGGACGUAGUGGACCGCUACAUCCUCGCCGAGCUCGACCAGCUUCUACCCCCCUCGCCCGACUACCAGAGCGCGGCGCUCUGGGGUCUCGGCGGCUCCGGCAAAACGCAGAUUGCGCUCGAGUAUGCCUACCGCCGGAGCCGUGACCCCGCCUGCUCUGUGUUCUGGGUCCACGCCGACAACGAGACGACAUUUACGCAGGACUACAAGGUAAUUGCAAAGAGGCUGGGCCUGGCGGAUGGUCUGAAUGGUCCAGAGCUGUUAAUGGCCGUGCGUGAGCGGAUCGAGGCGAGCCCGUGCUGGCUGCUUAUUCUCGAUAACGCCGACAACCUCGCUGUGUUUGGGGUGGGCCGGACACAAUCAAGCAGAGACCAAGUUCAGGACACAGAAGAGAAGCAAAGUCUGUAUGAUUUCGUGCCCCGGGGCCCCGCAGGGACGGUGCUGUGGACAAGUCGUGAUAAGCGGAUCAGCGGCAGCCUUGUGGGCGGCCGACGAGCGAUCAAUGUCGCUAGCAUGACGGAGGGAGAGGCGAAGAUAUUGCUCGAAACGGUCAUGUGUAGAGAGAUUGCCGAGGAGGAGUCCCACAACGCUAUGGCGCUACUUGCCGAGCUCGACUUGCUCCCGCUCGCGGUAUCACAGGCGGCAGCAUAUAUGGGAAGGACGGCCACCCCAAUCGGCGAGUAUUUAUCAAAGCUAAAGAGACGUAUAAAGAGAUGGCAACUGCUCAGCGAGACGGAGUUCGACCGACACCGCAGAGCGGAUGUGUCGAACAGCGUCAUGCAGACGUGGGGUAUCUCAAUCGAGCACAUCCGACAGGAGAACCAGAUGGCCUACAAUAUCCUCCACUCGCUUGCAUUUUUAGAUAACCAAAACAUCCCGUUGGAGUUGGUGGCGAAGGCAGCCGAGAUAAUAGCAAGACCGACCAGAUAUGAAAAAACCGCAAGCGCGAAGUCCGUAUGCAUCAAGGACCAGAACGAGCACCAAGACGAGCACCAGGACGAUGAUAACAAAGUCCUAGCAGCAAUAGUUCUUCUACAACACUUUUCGUUCCUACAUCCGCGCACGUCCGGCGAACGGUACGGGGCCUACGAGAUGCACAAACUCGUACAGGAGGCUACACAGUAUAGCUUAAGCCAAGAGGAUCGGCGGACGGACCAAUGGCAUUUUUCGGAGGUAGCUCUUCGUGCUGCCACAUCUCUAUUUCCGGAGAGGCGACGAGAAUUAUGGGGAGAGUGCGAGAGAUAUCUCAGACAUGCACAGCUUGCGGCCGGAUGGGCCGGGUUGUGUAGGGGUGGGGUAGAGGCAGCGGCGCUGUUGACUCGAGUAUCGGACUAUCUGUAUGACCGUGGGAGGUGGGGAGAGCGGGAGCCUGUGGACCUAAGAGCCUAUGAGUAUCGGAGGGAACUUCUCGGCGACAAGCAUCCUGACACGAUUAGGAGUAUGGCGGAGCUAGCCACCACAUACCAUGCUCAGGGGAGGUAUAAGGAAGCGGAGAAGAUAUCAGUGGAAGUGCUGGCACUACGGCGCGACGUUCUCGGCGACAAGCAUCCUGACACGAUCUGGAGCAUGGCGGAGCUAGCCACCACAUACCAUGCUCAGGGGAGGUAUAAGGAGGCGGAGAAGAUAUCAGUGGAAGUGCUGGCACUACGGCGCGACGGGAGGUAUAAGGAGGCGGAGAAGAAUUACAUGGAAGUGCUGGCACUACGGCGUGACGUUCUCGGCGACAAGCAUCCUGACACGAUCUGGAGCAUGGCGUCGCUAGCCACCACAUACCAUGCUCAGGGGAGGUAUGAGGAAGCGGAGAAAAUUAAAGUGGAAGUGCUGGUACUACAGCGUGACGUUCUCGGCGACAAGCAUCCUGACACGAUUAGGAGUAUGGCGUCGCUAGCCACCACAUACCAUGCUCAGGGGAGGUAUGAGGAAGCGGAGAAGAUAUCAGUGGAAGUGCUGGUACUACAGCGUGACGUUCUCGGCGACAAGCAUCCUGACACGAUUAGGAGUAUGGCGGAGCUAGCCACCACAUACCAUGCUCAGGGGAGGUAUGAGGAAGCGGAGAAAAUUAAAGUGGAAGUGCUGGUACUACAGCGUGACGUUCUCGGCGACAAGCAUCCUGACACGAUUAGGAGUAUGGCGUCGCUAGCCACCACAUACCAUGCUCAGGGGAGGUAUGAGGAAGCGGAGAAAAUUAAAGUGGAAGUGCUGGUACUACAGCGUGACGUUCUCGGCGACAAGCAUCCUGACACGAUUAGGAGUAUGGCGUCGCUAGCCACCACAUACCAUGCUCAGGGGAGGUAUGAGGAAGCGGAGAAGAUAUCAGUGGAAGUGCUGGUACUACAGCGUGACGUUCUCGGCGACAAGCAUCCUGACACGAUUAGGAGUAUGGCGGAGCUAGCCACCACAUACCAUGCUCAGGGGAGGUGCUGGCCCAAGCUCAUCCCUCUGCCCAAAGAUCUUUACGCGCCUUGAAUAUAUGGGGGCCGGACAAGAAGAAAAGCUCUCGUAUACGCCGAAUGUUUGGGCGUAUAGCUCAUCACGUCAGAGCUAUGACUCCACAGUAGUAUGCUGGCCGAAUUUAGGGGAGCUGGAGGGAUGUUGUCGGCGCCAAUUAACGGUCUC